This is a messenger RNA of Miscanthus lutarioriparius, 1182 nucleotides long. The record is from the annotation of a GenBank genome assembly. NCBI's taxonomy places the organism in Eukaryota, Viridiplantae, Streptophyta, Magnoliopsida, Poales, Poaceae.
AUGUUGCCACCGACUAGGGAUCAGGCAGCGGGAUCUGCCACUUCUUCACCCGGCAGCGCUACGACGGCGACGGGAGCGAGUCGUCCGGGCGUCGCCGCCGCCGCAGGGGCGACGACCUACAACAAGAGGAGCCACGUCGACGCCUUCGGCAGCACCGACGACUACGAGGAGAUGUGCUGCCUCGGCAAGGGCGCCUUCGGCGCCGUCGCCAAGGCGCGGCACCGUGUCACCGGCGAAACCGUCGCCAUCAAGCGCAUCACCGAGCCCGACGGCGGCGGUCCCGAGGAGCUGCUGCGGGAGGCGCGCCUCCACGAGGCGUGCGGGGGCCACCCGUUCAUCGUCGACGUCCACGGCCUCGUGCGCGAUCCGGCCACCACGGAGCUCCGCCUCGUCAUGGAGUGCGUCGGUGGGCCAAGCAUCGAGAAGUUCCUCCGUGCUCAGCGCCGCCGCGGCGGCCUGCCGCUCCCGGAGGCCACGGCGUCAACGUACGAGCCGGACGGCACGCUGUGGUACAUGGCGCCCGAGGUGCUGCUGGAGAAGCCCGACUGCGACGCGCUCGUCGAUACCUGGUCGCUGGGAUGUGUCAUGGCUGAGCUCAUCAAUGGCCAGGUGCUAUUCGAGGAUGGCCGCGACGAGGAAGGACAGGCCCGCUCGAUCUUCGACGUGCUCGGCUACCCAGACGACAGUACUUGGCCGUGGUUCUCGUCCACGCCGUUCGCCACCGAACUGCUGCCGAUACUAGACGACGUGCAUCAUGACAACCACUUACGCAAGAUGUUCCCUGAGGCAUUGCUGUCCCAGAAAGGAUUCGAGGUCCUUAAUGGCCUCCUGACGUGCAACCCCGACAAGCGGCUCACGGCGACCGCCGCGCUCAAACACCCAUGGUUUGCCAAGGUCGACGCGAUGGAGCUGCUCAGGAACGAAGAGGUGGAAUCGGCGUUGCCCAAGAAGCAGCUGCUCGUCGCUCCACUGCUCCAGCGAGUUUCUCAGCAUCCAAACUUUGUGUUCUACAGAGUUGAUGCUGGGACAUGGAUAGUUACUCUGCAAUUUGCAUUUUUUGUUGCCAGCAUGUGGUGUAAUUGGCCUCUUGCUGAAUUUUGGGAUCUGAAGACAGGGAUUUCGAUAAACUAUCGCGUGAAGACUUGUUCAACUGCCACUGACUUUGCAUCAGGAAUCAUAUAG